Molecule: messenger RNA, 1434 nt
Organism: Tetranychus urticae (two-spotted spider mite)
Lineage: Eukaryota; Metazoa; Arthropoda; Arachnida; Trombidiformes; Tetranychidae
Biological process (GO): cell differentiation; negative regulation of transcription by RNA polymerase II; positive regulation of transcription by RNA polymerase II
Molecular function (GO): RNA polymerase II cis-regulatory region sequence-specific DNA binding; nuclear receptor activity
Source: RefSeq, a predicted model, not a curated record
UAAUGUUUUCUGGUGAUUUUUAUUAGGAUUCGAGUUUAUUAUUGUAGAUUGAUGUGCAAAGAUGGAUUUCGAUCAAAUACUUUUAGCCAUUCAAGCAUCUUUAGAUUCACCAACACUGGGUACAGAUUGUACUUCGCUAUACAACACUUUAACUGUUCAACCAUUACAUCAAUCUCCAUGUUCAAACCAAAGUCUAGCUCUUUUGAAAGCCUUUAGUUCCGAUGAAGAUACUGUUAAAAGUUAUUUACUGGAUGGCGAUCAAUUGAACAAUCAAAAUGAUGGACAAUUUGUUGACUCGUCAAUGAAAACAUAUGAUUAUUACACCGAAAAUUUGCUCAACUUUAAUGACCAACCUCAUGGCCAAUGGGCUGUUGAAAGCUUAACUUCAGCUCAAGCGGCUAUCUCAUCAUGCACGCAAACUGAUCCCCUGGCCGCGAAAUCUCACCUCUGGGCUAAAAUAAACGAUGAAAAGUUCAAUCUAAAAACAAAUUUUAUUCGUCUCAUUGAGCGUGGAUAUAAAUUGAUCUUGUCACUAAACACGGACAAUAGUGAAGUUGCAGAGCCAUGGAAUCCUAAUGUUAGUCAAAAAAUUCUUGCUGUUUCCUUUUCUUCAUUGAGUUUGAGGAGUGAAUAUUUGUCCUAUGAUGUGCAACUGAAUGGAUUUGAAUCACUAUUAAUGAAUGAAGCGCGUGCCGCUUUUAAGGGUCAUAAAUACUUGCAUUUGUUUGCAGAUUUAGGUGGAAUAGGACGAGAAAAAGCAAGUCCAGAUGAACUCAUUUCAAUAUGUACUGGAAUCAAAGGUUUUAGAAAAAUCGAAAUCAGUGAUAAAAUAACUCUUUUAUCCAACAUAUACAAUCAUCUUAAUUUAAUGGAAGGUAUCUUUAUUUACGAUGCAACAAUUGAUGGAUGGGAUUUUUCAGAAUUUAAACUUGAUCGACGAGAUACGUUCAUCUUCAACAAACUCUUGCACGAUGGACUUGUUCACGUAAUCGAAACCUUUCCCGAUCAAUUUAGAAAUGAUAUAAAUGUCAUUAUUCUCAUAUAUCUAAUCAUUAUUUUCAAUGGUGACAUAUCUGGAUUGAAACAUCCCGCAGUAAUCAGAUAUGAACAAUUCUCGUAUAUUCAUUUACUUCGACGCUAUUUGCGGACAGUUUGUGAAUCUGAUUGUGAAGCUUCAGACAAUCAUUACAGGUUGAUGGCUAAAAUCGAACAGUUGCGACUUUUAAGUGAACGAAUCCAAAAAAAUUUCGCCACUUUACUAAAAGAGCCGUUGGUGGAAACCAUAACAAGAGCAGUUAAGAGACAAUACGCUCAUCAAUUUCAUCUGCAGAUAACUUUUGAUGCAAACUGAUUUAACAUAAAUUAAACUAAUAAUUAAUAGCCAAAUUCACCUGCAGAUAGACCAGGGACAAAAGCAUCAUUAUCGCACGCAAA